AUGAAAUCCUUCAGCAUUCUCGCGACGGCGGUAGCAGCCUUUGCUGGUAUCGCUACAGCUCAGAUUGGACCUCUCGACGACAACGGCCGACCAACAAAUUACACGGCUUACAACUUCACGCAGCUUAUUGACCACUUCCAACAUAGCUCCCGAUAUAAACCCAACACGAAUGGUACAUUCACACAAAGAUAUUGGUUUGACCCGACAUAUUACAAACCAGGCGGCCCUGUGUUUUUGUACAUUGCAGGCGAAGUCAAUGGAGUUUCGCGGUUUAGCAACCUCCAGACUGGUAUUGUUCAGAUCCUGAUGAACGCAACAAAUGGCCUGGGCGUCAUUCUCGAGAACAGAUACUAUGGCGAGAGCUGGCCAUUCGAAAACUCAAGCACUGACAAUCUGCGAUACCUUACCACGGAGCAGACCAUCGCCGAUAACGCUUACUUUGCACAACAUGCUACGUUCGCCAAUGUCUCAGGCGGGGACAAUCUCACAGCACCAGGAACACCUUGGAUCUUGUACGGCGGCAGUCUCGCGGGCGCUCAAACUGCCUUUUCUCUUGUUCAGUACCCCGACUUGCUUUGGGGCGGCAUCGCAGCAUCGGGCGUUGUACAUGCCGUCCUCGGUUAUCCUGAAUGGUACAACCCCAUCCAGAAAAAUGGGCCUCAAGAUUGCAUCACGCGGAUAAACAAAAUCAUUGACAAGAUAGAUCACUUGAUUCAGACGAAAAACUCCAAAGCCAUCCAACAGUUGAAGGAAAUUUUCGGCCUUGGAUCUUUGAGUAGUCUUGGAGACUUUGCGAUGACAAUUGCCUUUCCACUGGGAGGCCCGAUGAACUAUCCAACAAAUACUUGGCAAGAACUGAACUGGUAUCCUGGCUACGACCAUCCUGAUUUCUUCGCGUUUUGCAAUAAUAUCACCGACAUGAACGCACCUGCAAACAUCACUGCGGUUGACAUGCAGCUUUCGAAUUAUACCAAUGGAUCGGCUUGGACUGGUCUCGGGGCAUAUGCUAAUUAUGUCAAGCGAGUGAUUCUGCCCACAUGCCCAAGUGCAGAUCUGAUUGAUACGACGACCACUGGUUGCUUCUCUACGCAAAAUCAGACCUUCUAUGCCGAUGUCUCCAACUCCGCGUUCCGAUCGUAUCUUUAUAGCACUUGCACCGAGCAAGGCGCUUAUCAGGUCCCUCAGCCAUACGGCACUCCUUCUUUGUUAUCGAGAGCAAUUGACCUUAACUACACGCAACAAUGGUGUACAUGGGCGUUUCCCAAGGGUCCACUAUCGCCGCAAGCUGUACCAUCACCUCACGGUCCAAAUCUGACCUGGUACAAUAAGUACGGAGAUUUCGACAUUUCGUCUCCUAGACUAGCCUUGAUAGAUGGCGGCAGCGAUGUCUGGCGUGAUGUCUGUUAUCAUGGGCAUAAUGCUAGCACCCGGUAUGGCGAGCAUCAAAUGCUGAUAUCUGGAGGUGGACACCAUUGGGACUCUUACGGAAUCCUGAACGUCAGCGCAGAGCCAGACUUCAUACGAGCAGCUCAUCAAUGGGAGCUGAAACAAGUGAUGGGCUGGAUGAAGGAGUGGAACCAGACUCAAGACAUGAAGAGGAAGAGGGACGAAUUGUAG
This is a messenger RNA of Exophiala xenobiotica, 1617 nucleotides long. RefSeq lists its product as uncharacterized. The coding region runs from base 1 to 1617 and encodes 538 amino acids. Gene Ontology annotation, molecular function: dipeptidyl-peptidase activity; serine-type exopeptidase activity. The record is from RefSeq and is a predicted model, not a curated record. Gene Ontology annotation, biological process: proteolysis. The transcript is spliced from 3 exons. NCBI's taxonomy places the organism in Eukaryota, Fungi, Ascomycota, Eurotiomycetes, Chaetothyriales, Herpotrichiellaceae.